AUGAUGAAGUUGAGAAACGACAUUCAGAAUUUCAAACAAAAAGCGAGUGAACCAAUUCAUGAGUCGUGGAUUAGAUAUAAGAGGUCUCUGCGGAAAUGCCCAACACAUGGGCUGCCAAGUAACUUGCUACUCCAAUAUUUUUACCGAAGUCUUGAUUCAGUCAACAAAGGGAUAGCUGAUCAAUUGGUCCAAGGCGGCAUAAUGCUACAACCCUUUGAGGUGGCUUCAUUUCUCCUAGAUGGUAUGGUGAGAGUAAAUCAAGCUUGGUACGCCAAAGAAGAUCAAGUCUCUCAUCUGUGUUUCAGUCUGACGCAAGAGCAACUCGAUAAAGAAAAAGAGAGGGAUGAAAACAUCAAAAAGAUGUUGUCACAGAUGGAAGAUCUACAAGAGCACAGGAAAGGCAACUGUCGGAACCACAGAAGGAAUGAAGAGGGUUUCCACCUGCACUAUCAAUCACGGGUUGGAAAUCAAGGUUGGAACCACCCUAGAGGUGAAGGACCUUGGCGAUAUUUCCAAGAGUUGACUGAGCAUGACGAUUGUGAAGAAUACCAAACUCAAUUGAGUGACUUCCCGACAUCAAGGGGGAGCGACAGCAGCCCUAGGGUGAAUGAUCUACUGACAAAAAUUCUUGAGAAAGUUGAAGGUUCUGAUGAUUUGCUAAAGGGAAUGAGAGAUGAUUUUUCUUUACUAAAUAGCAAGGUGAACUCUCAUGCUAAUGCCAUCAAGAUGCUAGAAGGUCAAUUGAAUCUCUUAUCGGCUCAACUAACAACCAAGAUGUCAAAGGAAAAUGAGGAAGAAGAGCUAGCUAUAAUUACCCGUAGCGGGAAGAUAGCGAUAGGUAACGAAGGAGAAGAACGUGAAGAAAAUCAGGGUGAGGAAGAAGCAGAAGUUACCGAUCAUCAAAACAUCGGCAAGAAAGCACAAGAAGAAAUGAAUCAACACAAUGAGACUUCAAAAAUAAUACAACCCUUACCCAAAAUACAUCCACAUUUUCCCCAUCGUUUGAAAAAGAAGAAUGAAGAUGAGAGGUUUAAAAUAUUCUUGUCUGUGUUCAAGAAAUUGUCCAUCAACCUUCCUUUGGUGGAAGCAUUGCUGGAGAUGCCAGGAUAUGCUAAAUUCAUGAAAGAGUUAGUCACCAAGAAGAGGAUCUUGGAUUAUGAAACGAUUGAAGUACCUCAUAGUUGCAGUGCGAUCAUGACAAAUGAGUUAAUCACUAAAAGGGACGACCCUGGUGCUUUCACCAUCCCAUAUUGUGACAUUGAUGUUGAGGUCCCCAUUAUUUUGGGAAGGCCAUUCUUAGCAACUGGCAGAGUAUUAGUGGAUGUUGAAAUCGGCAAGUUGAAAUUCCGUGUGAAUGACAAUGAGGUAACUUUUAACAUCUGCAAGUCCAUGAAGCAACCAAGUGAUAUCCAUGUAGUGUCUACUGAAGAUGUUAUAGAUGAGGCAGUGGCAAGUGUGAGCCAUCUGCUGCGCAAGAAUGAGCCUCUUGAGUCAAUACUUGCAAAUCAUGACGAUUAA
Molecule: messenger RNA, 1518 nt
Organism: Solanum tuberosum (potato)
Lineage: Eukaryota; Viridiplantae; Streptophyta; Magnoliopsida; Solanales; Solanaceae
Exons: 3
Coding region: 1-1518 (505 amino acids)
Source: RefSeq, a predicted model, not a curated record